GAUUUGCAACAUUCACCAACCAAUAGACUUUUCACUUGAAGAAAAGUUAGCAGCACAAAAUUUGUCAGAGAAAUCACAAAUGUUAACUAAACUCAAAGAAAGAGAUUUAGAUUUAAGGGAAAUAUCACAAAUUAAAUUAUUAAAGACUCUUUCAAAUCGCCGUUCCCAUAUUGAUUGUGCUUCAAUGCAAGCAGCUAGACGAAUCGCUUUUAACAAUUACUAUGAAAAAAUAUUAUCUAGACAAUGUUUAAAUUUAACUUCAUACUCGAAAGAACUAUACAAUGAAGAGGAUGAAGAUAUCACUUUAUUAAAAGAGAAAUUGAUAACUAUGGAGCAAACUUAUUCACAAAUUCAAACUGAAGCAUCAACCAAGAAGAAUUUAGGAAAAACAAGCAAAGAAAAACUCGCAAAACACCGCAAAACUGAUAAAAAGCAAAAAUUACUACAAGCAAGUGAAGACCUUUCUUUUGUAAAACCCCAAGAGACGAUUAAAUUACCGAUAAUUACUAAUAAUAAAGAGUCGGAUUUACUUCUUAAUCAAAGGACAAAUGGAUUUUUUCCAAAGGUUAUUCUACUUGAAAGUGGACGUUCAAAGUAUGGCUGGGCGCCUAAUUCUUUACUUCUUCGCAAAUAUUAUUCAGGAAUAACUCACUCAGGAGUAGAUGAUAAAAGAAAUGAGAAUGAAGUCAACUGGGCUGACGUUGAAGCAAGAUUAGCUAGGUCGGGUAUUAGCGGAUUGCAAAGGACACUAACUUCGGACUCGAGUAUAGGUUGGAUAGUGGAGUCAGACAAAGAAUUAACAAUGUUCAGUAAAGAAAUAAGUGACGGGGAUAUAACUGAUGAGAAUACAGAUAAAAAGUUGCUUGCAAGUAGAUUCCGGGAUAUAAACAACCCAAUGAAUACUUUAUUUAGUAUAUCGACGUUACAAAAUGAGAUAAGUACUGAGAUCGAACAAAGUCAAAUGUCUAUAACUGAAAAGUCAACACCAUCUUCAAAAAAACGUGAAGCACUAGCCAAAAGUGAUCUUAAGCAAUCUUAUUUGAAGGAAACAGAUUUAUUGUCUAAUUUAAUUGAAAGACAAGCACCUGGUCGUCCAAAAUAUGAACGAGAAAAUACUGUUUUCUUGACAGAAUUCAGAAAUACAGAUUCUCCAGGGAAAAUCGACAUAUUUGUACUGCCUGAGUUCUUGCAAUCCUUUAGAAAUUCUAGAUGGCUGUCUAUUAUGGGAUUACUAAAUGGUCAAGAACCUGAAGGAUGGUCUGAUUUUAAUGCAGGUUCUAACGUUGACUGCUUUAUUCAUUGGCUGUUUUGGACAAAUAUUAUACCAAAACUAUGCUUACAAGCAACUUCACCAUCUACAGAGGAUGAAGAUCCGUAUCUUUGUCAGACUAUUUCCCAAUUUUGUACAGAUUUUAAAACACUUUACACAGAUCAUCAGUUAUCUGACAAGUACAUUCCCGAAUUACAUCAUUGCCUGACAGGAUGCGUAAUAAAUGAAUUAGGAAAAACAGUAGAAUUCAAAGAAUGGAAAAUGUUGGAAGCAGUGAGCACACUUUUGAUUACACUUGGUUUCCACGAUAUUGAUACAGUGGUUAUCUUACUAGUUUUGUAUGUGAACGUUCUACUAAACACCGAGAAAAACGAUCCACAGGUCCCCGGAGAAAUUAAAAAUGCUAAUUUAACACACUAUAUUCAUCGUUCAUUACAGUCACUUGGGUUUCAAAUUAAAUAUUGCAAUUAUCUUGAAGAAGAGCUAAGUAAACUAGGAAAUAUCGAAAGAAAUGUGAAAAUCACUCCACCAAAAAAAGUUAUCCAUCUACAUGAUUGUAUUCAUUUGGUGGAGAACAUUGAAAUAUUAAACUGUUGGAUUAAAUUUUACAGAUUAUUAUCUGUGUGGCUUGAGAAUUGGUUCAGACAAAGCAGUGAAAUAGUAUCAAAGAAUAAAUCUUCCAAACUUGGAAAUCAAUUAAAAAGUAUUCUACAUACAACAAAUAAUUCAGCGACUAAAAUUAAAUCUAUAAAUAGAGAAGUGAAAUGGUCAAAAAAUACCAAUGAGUUUCGUGAAGAAUUCAUUACAAGUGAUGGUAUACAAGCUUUAAAUACAUUUGUUAAUUGGUGUCAUGAACAAAGAUUAUUGAAAUUACGUGAACAAGCUAAAGUAGAACAAUUACAUUUUGAUAAAUUGAAACAACAGCUUAAUGAAACUGAAAAAGAAACUGUCAUUCAAAUGAAAAAUGUUAACAAUGAUGAUGAUAUUCAACAGCAUAAAGUGGUUAUGCUAUUACCACCAUUGAAUGAAUUGGAAAGAUGUGUUGUACGUUUAGGUGAAUCACAUGUAACUGAAAGACGUAAAUGUUGUAAAACAAAGAAUAUUCUUCAACCAUGGAUUAAUAAUGUACAACAAACAAAACAUGGAGAUAUUAUGAAAAGUCAAAGUUUACGUGAUCCAACUCAACCUUCAUAUGCACAACCAUGGAUAUCAUAUAAAAAUGCAUUAGCAGGACAUUUCCCACCAAAAAUACACAUAAAACCAACAGAAUGUAAUAUUUUACCAUUUGAUAGACACCAACCUUUUAAAGAAACUUUAAAACAAAAGCUUUCAGAAAUUGAAACACUACAAGUGAAUGUAACUAAUUCAAAGAAACGAAAUAUUUCAAAACAUAUUAUACCUUGCGUUAUCAAUGAAAUGGAUAGUAAAGAUUUAGACAAUUAUCAUAAAUUCCUAUGUUCACUAAUUUAUGAUGAAGAGAAAAGAUCGAAUUCAGUAGUACAUUGGUUCAUACCAAUAAUGUCGUCAUGUCUACUACCUUUACCCAUGAAACAAAGGAAAUUACCUCAUAUCAAAUUACCACAUUUAUGUUUAAAGUUACCUUAUGAAAAAAUAGAACAUGAUGUUGAUGACUAUGGGGAAGAAGAACGUGAGAUGCUAACUAAAAAUUCUUUUCGUAUUUCAGAUGAUUUAUCAACUGAAUUCAUGUUAACCCCAUAG
Molecule: messenger RNA, 2989 nt
Organism: Schistosoma guineensis
Lineage: Eukaryota; Metazoa; Platyhelminthes; Trematoda; Strigeidida; Schistosomatidae
Source: the annotation of a GenBank genome assembly